AGUGUCUCUCACACUCACUUUCUCACCCUCCCUCUCCUCUCUGCAGUCUCUCUCUCUCUCUCCGUGUUGCCUUUUGCUCAUUGGCAAUGCGAUGCUUACUUUGCGACAGGGCUCUGCUCUGUGCGAACUGAUCUUCCCCGCUCCUCCUUCCUUUGCUUGGCAAUGUGUAUUUGCGCUGGUGCGGUCCUCCCGGGCACACAGUUCUCAGGGCAGGAACGGGCAGGCUGGGCCUGGGGCUGGGGGCUGACACCUCCUCCGGCUGGCUGGCACCAUCCCGUCCCCCCACUUCGCCUUCGCCAAGCCGGGAAGAAGCAUCCGACCCCUCUAACCCGGCCCCAUGGAGUCUCCGGAUGGGCCUGGCACCUUAGAAUUGACUAAAGAAGCCCAGACAGCACAGACGACCGUGGUGGUGCCAGGCCACCUCGGGCCCGGGGAAGAAUCCCGGGCCCCUCUGGCCGAGGAGGAGGGAGGGAUUCCCAUUCCAGCCCCGGGACUCCUUCAAGUCACAGAGAGAAGACAGCCCCUGAGCAGUGUCUCCUCCCUGGAGGUGCACUUCGACUUGCUGGACUUGACAGAACUAACGGACAUGUCUGACCAGGAAUUGGCUGAAGUCUUCGCAGACUCAGACGAUGAGAACGUCGCCAAUGAGUCUCCAGCAGAUCUGCACUCGCACCCCAUUCCUCGAGCGGGGUACCUGCGCUCCCCAUCCUGGACCCGGGCAAAGGCCGAACAGAACAGGGAGAAGAAGCACCUCAGCGACUCUGAGUUGCAGGCGGGGAUCGUGGACACUUUCCUAACGGUAGAGAGACCAAAGGAAAACUAGGCCGAGCCCACUGCGCCCUGGCUGCUUCCCUGAGGUGCCAAGAGAGAAAUGCCGACUGUUGCACUAAUCGCAGAUUCCUGACAGUUUGUGACCUGAAAAAAAAAUCCUCAACCCAGAGAGACUUUGGCCUACCGGUGAUAGCUAAUGCCGAAUUCCUCCUCUUUCUCCCUUCUCCAUCCUGUGGCUCUUCGUUUGAGAGUGACUCUUGCUUGCCCUCAUGUCCCGAUGACCUAGAAGUGGACCCUGCCAACUGAGCUGUCCCUCCAGGCCACCAGUGACCCAUGAAGAUGGACAAGACCACCAGGGAGGAGGGGUGUUUCCUGGGGGGACAAGAAGGCAAGAGUUUUGGCCCUUUGAGUAUUUCCUGCUCAUUCGGCCCAAGAUCUGUCUUCACAAACACACCCAAAGGGAACGGCCACCACUACUUGAGCUGGAGUGCCCGCUGCGUUGGGGGCCAGCAAGGGGAAGAGGGAAACGCCCGUCCGCCAAAGUGGAGAGAAGAAACUCCUUCCUCCAAGUAGCUUUUGAGCCCAGGCCGACGAGCCUCCGACUUGCUUUGCGGGGAGCUUAGGGAGGAGGCGAAUUGGAAAGAGGGAGAAACUCCAAUCCAAUGCGGGAUCUCCUAAGAUAAAGAAGUGUGGCAGCCGGGGCAGGGCCCAGCCACAAAGCCCCUCUGGCCAUCCUUCGAAACAAGCACAGUCUCCUUCUAGUGGCCUUACUCCCAUCUCUUCUUGUGCGCAUUGGAUCGAGAUUAUCGCACAUCCUCUGUGGGAUCCUCACCCACACAACCUUGAUCUGAUGCCUUACGGGAGGACAGGGACGCUCCCCGUCACCUGGUCAAGCGGCUUAACUUUCAUCGGGUGUCUCCCGGGGAGAACCGGGGCACCUUGAGGACCGGAGCGAGAUCCAGAACAAUCCCAAGCACCGCAGGGGCAGGCUGGGAAACUGGAUGUGCGCUGGCCACUUUCCUCAGGCCCACUGGCCCAAGGGACUCGGGUUUUAUCGACUUAUCAAAUCACCUGGGAGGUUGGUGCUGACCGUCUGUUUCUGGGUUGGGGCCGGGCUAAGGCUCAUGACUUUGGGGAUCUGCGGAAAAGAACCACUAAUCAAGAAGAUGACGAGUAUAUCCAAAUACGCCGUGGUUAUUCCCGGUUUCAGUGGGGAGAUCCUGGUUCCGUCGAUGCUUUCUCACCGCCGGGGAUGCCACCUCCUGAACUUCUCUCCACCAGUAGCCGCUCCGAAUUGACAAGCUGGGGAGCUGGUUUCUCUUUACUCUCAGCUUUCGAUGUUUUGCACUAAUGGAGAUCCAGAUGAUACAAAGUGGGAUGAAUGGCUUAGGCCCCACCUAGCUACGGGCUACGGACCUGCCUCGUUGCUAAGGUGGGGUGUCGGAGGAGGGUGGGUUUCAGGUUCCAGUCAAGUGGCCCCGAAUUGGGCUGGUGCCACACGUGAAAUCUCGAGGAAGUCAACUUCACAAUUGUUGGGGGCUUAAAACCUGCCCGAUAACCCUAAAGUCACUCACCUGCAGAUAGCCAGGAGUGGAUGAGAACAGCAGACAGGCAUCUAGAUUUGCAUUCAGACUCUAGAUUCGAAAAGGGCCCCUCGUACCGAUCCCUUCUCCCCACCCGCCGAGGAGCUAUUCGAUCCCUGCCGCGCUUUCGGGCACCUAGGGGAAGCCUCCCUUAGACUUAGCCGGACCUCGACUUCCGCAUUUCACGGACCCUUUGAGACCUCUCGGCCGCGUUUCCCCCGGCCGCUGCAGCGUUGAGACCCGAACGCUGAGGAAACCUUACCUUACCAAACCUUACCUUACUCCAAGCACCAAAUAAUGCCAAAACUGCCUCCAGAGACACGGCAACGCCCUUAGAGGGCCACUGAAUAGGAGAAGGGACUCAAUUCACUCGAUCCACUUUAACCCUGUAGUUAAUCUUCAUGUCGGAUCUCAUGGAGAUAGAUCCAGUCUCUAGCUCAUCUCGUGUCACAUCUAGCCUCUUAGAGUAGCUCGGCGCUGGCAACUGCCAUCAAAUUCCCGUGGUCCUCUGGGCUCAUGGACGAUCAUGCUCAUGGGCACUCAUUCUGUUCUCACCCGUUGUCUUGAGAAAGCAGGGCUGGGCCUGACACUUCCGCAGGUAAGGUGGGCUUACUUGCAGGAAAAGAGAGGGUCAGGGAUUGGGUUCCCCUGCAAAAUGGCAGGGGGGAAGGUGGAGGCCAAGAUUCUUCCCCCUCACCACCCCCACAACCCCCUGCAGGUUGCUGCUCAGUGAGCUUUCUCAAAGACAAGUGGAAGAAGCAGGGCCCAAAGCAGAUUUUUUUUUUGGACAAAAAGCCAAAUUCGUUUU
Molecule: messenger RNA, 3162 nt
Organism: Tachyglossus aculeatus (Australian echidna)
Lineage: Eukaryota; Metazoa; Chordata; Mammalia; Monotremata; Tachyglossidae
Gene: DBNDD1
Product: dysbindin domain containing 1
Exons: 4
Coding region: 338-823 (161 amino acids)
Biological process (GO): negative regulation of protein kinase activity
Cellular component (GO): cytoplasm
Source: RefSeq, a predicted model, not a curated record